CUCUGUCAAUCUUUAUUGUUCUUCUCUAGUUGAGAAAUCUUCAUCCUCUACCGAUCCGAUCUGCGUCAACCCACCAUCCGGCCUCCACUUCUCUUUUCCAUCCUCAAAUCUCCAUCCUCAAAUCCCCCUGCUACCGGCGACGAGAUCCCGGCGGCUGAGACCUAAUCCGGAAAUGCACAAUGAGCAUUUGUCUUUACAUAUUUGUCUCUCUAUGCAGAUGAGCACAUUUGAAGGUAUGAAAUUAGGUGGAAUUUACUUCAUGGGACGCCAUAUUUUUCUGGUUUUCCGGCAUUUGCUUUUGAUUCUUAAGCAGGUGUUUAUGGAUUUUCUUCAAAGGAGCCUAACUUUGGAUAACAUGGCAAAUCAGUCUCAGUCACAUUGAGAAAUCGCGCAGCGAUCAUAAUUGAUUCAGGUAUUAUUUCCUUUUUCCUUAUUUCUAUUUUUUUGACUUAACAGUUUGUGUGGGGUGUGUAGUGAAUUGCAUUUUAGUAUGAUGUGGGUAUAGGAUCAUAAAUAACAAAGUCAUACCUUUUUCGUGUGGGUAAAGAUUAUGAAAUCUGGUUUGAUGACAUGGUAUGUUCUCACACUUAAGUUCAUGGUGGUAUGCAUUUAAAAAGCAAGUUCGCCUUAUUGAGUGUUAUAAAUUAAUUAUGUUUUUUUGCCUUGUUUUAUUCCCUGGAAUAUAAAAAUGAGGUCACGGG
Molecule: messenger RNA, 701 nt
Organism: Cuscuta campestris
Lineage: Eukaryota; Viridiplantae; Streptophyta; Magnoliopsida; Solanales; Convolvulaceae
Source: the annotation of a GenBank genome assembly